Heteronotia binoei (common prickly gecko) is the source of this 3342-nucleotide messenger RNA. RefSeq names its product mex-3 RNA binding family member B (gene MEX3B). Bases 36 to 1847 code for a protein of 603 amino acids. Lineage: Eukaryota; Metazoa; Chordata; Lepidosauria; Squamata; Gekkonidae. Gene Ontology annotation, molecular function: RNA binding. The transcript has 2 exons. The record is from RefSeq and is a predicted model, not a curated record.
GGAGGAGGGUGCGAUCCUGCACAUCCAGCGGGACUAUGCCUAGCUCGCUUUUCGCCGACAUGGAGAGGAACGGGAGCGGAGGCGGCGGCGGAGGGGGAGGCGGCGAGACCCUGGAUGACCAAAGAGCCCUGCAGAUCGCCUUGGAUCAGCUCUCCCUCCUGGGCUUGGACAACGACGAGACGGGCUCCCUUUACGACAACGAGCCGCGCAAGAAGAGCGUGAACAUGACCGAAUGCGUCCCAGUGCCCAGCUCCGAGCACGUCGCCGAGAUCGUGGGAAGGCAAGGUUGUAAAAUCAAAGCUCUGCGGGCCAAAACCAACACCUACAUCAAGACGCCCGUCCGCGGGGAGGAGCCGCUCUUUGUCGUCACGGGCAGGAAGGAAGAUGUGGCCAUGGCCCGGAGGGAGAUCAUCUCGGCGGCCGAGCACUUCUCCAUGAUCCGCGCUUCCCGCAACAAGAACACCGUCCUGAACGGCGGCACGGUGCCCAGCCCGCCCAACCUGCCCGGGCAGACCACCAUCCAGGUGCGAGUGCCUUACCGGGUGGUGGGGCUGGUGGUGGGGCCCAAGGGGGCCACCAUCAAGCGCAUCCAGCAGCAGACCCACACCUACAUCGUCACGCCCAGCCGGGACAAAGAGCCCGUCUUCGAGGUGACCGGCAUGCCCGAGAACGUGGACCGCGCCCGCGAGGAGAUCGAGGCGCACAUCGCCAUGCGCACAGGCGGCAUCAUCGAGAUGACCGACGACAACGACUUCCACGCCAACGGCACCGACGUGGGCUUCGAGCUGAACGGCGGCGGGGGGGGCGCCGGCAGUCUCUGGAGCAAGCCCACGCCGCCUCCCCCUCCGCCCCCGCCGCCGCCUCCCCCGCCGCCGCCGCCCGCCCCCUCCGCCCCCGCCAGCCUCACGCCCACGCCCGGCCGCAAGCCCUUCUGCAGCUACCGCAACGACAGCUCCAGCUCGCUGGGCAGCGCCUCCACCGACUCCUACUUCGGCGGCGCUGGCGGCCGCCUGGGCGACUACAGCCCGCCCAGCCCCGCGCUCAACUUUCCCCACCACAACGGCAGCAGCGGCAGCAACAACAACGGCUACGGCGUCUAUGGAGGCGGCGGAGAGGUGCUGUCUUCGCCCGAGUGCUGCGCCGCCGAGCUGCCGCCUUUCGACUCCCCGCCGGGCUUCGACUUGGCCCCCGCGCCCCCGCCCGGCGCGCCCCUCCUGUGGUCCCAGUUCGAGCGCGGCGGGCCCUCCUCGCCCGGCGGCCCCGCGGCCUUCCCCGCCGCCGGCGCCUCCUCGACGGCCCCCAACGCCAACCUGGCCCUGCUGGUGAGCGGCGGGCCCAGGCGCGGCUGCGCGGGCGCUCCUCCUCCGCCGCCGCCGCCUCCUCCGACGCGCCUCUCCCCGCCCCUGCACGGCGGAGGCGUGGCGCUGGCGGCCGAGCCCCAUCCCCUGGCGCGCCGGGUGCGCAGUGACCCGGGAGGCCGCCUCAUCGCUGCCGCCGUGGCCGCUGCAGCCGCCGCCGCCGCCGCCGCCUCCUCCUCCUCCUCCUCCUACCCGCUCUACGCCAACGGGCUGGGCUGCCACCUGCCCGGCCUGCCGUCCGACUCCUCGGCCUCGUCGUCGUCGUCGUCCAGCUCUUCCUCCAGCUCCUCUUGCUCGUCCUCGGGCCUGCGGCGGAAGGGCAGCCGCGACUGCUCCGUCUGCUUCGAGAGCGAAGUGAUCGCCGCCCUCGUGCCCUGCGGCCACAACCUCUUCUGCAUGGAGUGUGCCAACCGCAUCUGCGAGAAGACCGAGCCCCAGUGCCCAGUCUGCCACAGCGCUGUCACUCAGGCCAUCCGCAUCUUCUCCUAAGAAGAAGAAAAGACAAGACUCCUCGGGCGCGUGCCCGCGCGCUCCCAUGUGCCCGCCUCCCAACUCGCCGCCUCUCCUUCUUAGAAGAAGGUCUCCUUCUACUUGUAUUCAGAGAUCCAGAGAUAGAUAUUAAAGCUGCAGUAUCCGCACAUCACCCCCCCAAAAGGGAAAAAAAACAAAUAACAAAAGGGGAGGGGAAGGGGGUUUGAACCUCACUUUACAGGAUGGUUCCCAUUUAAUUUAAAAAGUAUAUAUAUAAAAAUAUAUAUAUAUUAUUUUUGCAUUGAGUGUACUGUAGCCUAGAGUGGGUUAAGGGGGAUAUUUGUAACAUCAAAUGCAUGCUAUAAAUAUUAAGGAACGUCAUUCUAGUAAUAUACUAGUUUUUACACUUUUAAGGCCAAGCUUCCAAAACAAUCUCUCUCUCUCUCUUCCUUCUCUCUGUCUCUUUUCUAAAUUAAGGUAGGACAUGCAUAUGGAUUAUGAUGCUGUGUGAACCGUUAGUAUAAAGUGCUGGUAGUUGCUAGAUUGCUUAUUGAGAAAUCUAUGGAUGGAUAACUUUUCUUGAAUGUUCUUGAAAGGGCAAGGUUGUUUUUUCCUGUGAAAAAUUAAUAAUAAUAAACUAUGAUACUGCAGCUUUAUCAAAGAAAAAAAAGAAGAAAAAAGGAAACUGUAACAUAUCUCUUAUAUAUAUUAAAAAGCGUUUAAAGGUUUUAAAGAUAAAUUGCAUUAAUACAGAUUGAAGUAUUUUAUUCUUUUUUGACUUGAAAAAUUAUAUUUCAUAUUGCAAAGAUGUUUACAAGUAUUUUAAUUUAAGUUCAGUGAACUUUUUUGUAGCUGGGUUAAAUCUUUUUUAUUUUUUAGUAUGGCCUCAUGGGCAAAGAACACUGUAUUAUUUUAAUAUCACACGAAUUGUGAAUGGAAUUGCAAAACCAUAAAAUGUGUAAUACUUUGAACAGUAUUCUGUUGGGAUGGAGAUUUUUAUAGGUUCAAGAAAAAAAAUCUUUUAAAUCUGCUUCACCCAGCAUAUUUUCUAUUCAGUGAUAUAAAGCAUAUUUUAUUCUAUAUUAUUACAAAAAUUGAAAUGUUUUAAGCAUACGGUCAAAAGGAAUUGUUGAUGCUUUCUAACAUUUGUAUAAAUAGAAUUCGGUGGAAAUUACAAAAAAAUUCUGUUGCACCACUAUAGUUUAGUAUUUCUAUUUUAAUACAUUUGUUUACCACGUUUAUGUAUAUGUAGGUGAUGUUACUUGAUCUUAAAUGUACUUUACUGAACAAAGUUUAAAAACAAAGUAUAUUUUAUUUUAUGAUAAAGGGCCUUUAACCUCAUGGUCAAAUACUAAUAUUAUAUUUGCUGAGACAAGAUUUGAAAUUGUAUCAAGAGUUUUAUUUUUCUGACAUUUAAAGUUCUACAUAAUAAAGGUAAAACUUAAGUAAUGGUGCUACUUCAUGUUUUUUUUAAGUAUUUCUAUAUAAAUAAAAUAAAAUAUUACAGAAAGUA